Messenger RNA from Sesamum indicum (sesame), 984 nucleotides. RefSeq lists its product as uncharacterized. NCBI's taxonomy places the organism in Eukaryota, Viridiplantae, Streptophyta, Magnoliopsida, Lamiales, Pedaliaceae. The record is from RefSeq and is a predicted model, not a curated record. Gene Ontology annotation, molecular function: zinc ion binding; nucleic acid binding.
AUGACUGACAAAAGACCAGUGGAAGGAAGGAAACAAGAUGAUACAAAACCUCAAUCUAUUUCAGAAACUAUGAAACUACAGGGAAGUGAUAAUCCAGGCGUCAGCCUAGUAACAACACCAUUUGAUGGAACCAAUUACUUUACCUGGGUGAGAUCCAUCAGAUUUACACUCGGUGCCAGAGGCAAAGGAGGUUUCAUAGACGGGACUUGCCCCAAACUUGAACAAGACCACACUGAGAUGGAACAGUGGAGAAAAGCAGACUGUAUGGUGGUAUCUUGGAUACUAAAUUCCACUACAAAAGACAUAGCAGAAGCGUUUCUUUGCACCUCCUCCACAAGAAAUCUUUGGCUUGAUUUAGAAUCAAGAUUCGGCCAAAGUAACGGACCACUCCUAUAUCAAAUACAAAAGGAGAUUUGUUCUGUUUCCCAAGGAAACAAAACACUAGCUGCUUACAACAUUAAGCUCAAGAAAUUAUGGGACGAACAAUUGAGUCUAGACCCUUUGCCGGUGUGUUCCUGUGGAGCUGCAACAAAAUUUGGAGAAAAGGCUAACUUCACCCAAUUAAUCCAAUUCUUGAUGGGAUUAAACGAUGCUUACGAUCAUGUUCGCAAUCAAAUUUUAUUAAUGGAUCCAUUACCAUCGAUAGGAAGGGCAUUUUCUAUGAUUUUGGAGGUAGGAAAGCAAAGAGAGGUUAAUGCAAGAAGCAGUGAACUUGAGAAGGAAGAAGUCAUGGCUGUUCAAUCCGUAGAUGCAAGAAGACAGGUUGUGACCAAGAAUCCUGUCAAGAAAAGAAGUGCCAUUGAAAAGAAACAGAUGUACUGUACACACUGUAAGAAGACUGGGCAUUUACGAGAAAAUUGCUUCGAGUUAAACGGCUAUCCUGACUGGUAUGAGGACUUGAUGAAGCAGAGAAAAGGAAUGAAUAAACCAGUCAUAAACAAAUCCUUCAAUGCCUGUCUUGAAGACAGAAGAAGGGUCAUCUAA